CUGGCUUCACGCCCGUUGCUGGCCACCUUUUCAUUGGGUGUUCACUCCAUUGCGAGUGCACCUCGGUGUUCAACCGUUCAACUUAGGUAUACGAGUGUUCCAGUUUUCCUCCUAUCCAUUCGUUUUUCGUCGAUGGGCUGAUCAGAUGUAGGACCUGUAGCUUCGAGAGAAAUAAACGGCACUACCGUUUUAUGGCUUUUUCACGACAAUGCCUUUGCGCUCUGCAUUGAAAGUCAAGGCUCAGAUGGAGCAAGGCGACGCAGACACUGGGACGUCGCCGUUCCCCUUUGCCUCUAGUCGGAUACUGGACUCGCCCCGCGUCCACUUCCCGCCGACACCGACCCUCACCACCACUGGGCUCACGCACGCCCCACACGUCUACGACCGGGCUCCCAUCCUCGUCCAACCCAAUGUCUGUGCACUGCCAGAGCGAGGAGCCAGGAUGUACUUCGUGACUGACGGCAGCGAGUCGGUCUCCCCGAGUGCGAAGGAGUGCUACUUUCAACCCCGUCGCUCUGGUCCUAUUCACUCCAUGCAACAAGCCUGGGCCGACACACCUGGUGCUCAGUCUAUUUCACCCUUGACGCUCUCGCCCUUGGCUCGCGGCGACCUGGUGCUCGGCAGCCACUCGUCGGACUCGUCAUCGUCGGAGAGCGAGGGCUCCGAGCUGGGGUAUGAUCACUCCCGCCUUUCAAUUCGCUCCUCGCCAUACAACGACGACGACGACCAUGACACACGCCACGCCCACCACAAAUAUACCGACCGUUCCCCGUCCUCCUACAUGCAGACCGACCUCACCUCAUCGCCCACUGAAUCCUCCCCGCCAUGCAGUUUCUCCCUCUCGUUGCCGUUCCACCCCACCAGGCCCAAGUCGAGUAAAAGCGGUGUGAAGAAGAAGAAGGAGAGGAGUCUGCAGGCAGACUGGCAGGCUCGCCGACGGACGUUGGUUAGUAGUAGUACUGCUUCGGAUUAUGAUGAUUUGUGUAAUCCAGCGUUGGAAGGGUGCUUGGGCGGGUUCUGA
Messenger RNA from Coprinopsis cinerea okayama7#130, 1021 nucleotides. RefSeq lists its product as hypothetical. Bases 209 to 1021 code for a protein of 270 amino acids. The transcript has a single exon. NCBI's taxonomy places the organism in Eukaryota, Fungi, Basidiomycota, Agaricomycetes, Agaricales, Psathyrellaceae. The record is from RefSeq and is a predicted model, not a curated record.